Molecule: messenger RNA, 929 nt
Organism: Cuscuta campestris
Lineage: Eukaryota; Viridiplantae; Streptophyta; Magnoliopsida; Solanales; Convolvulaceae
Source: the annotation of a GenBank genome assembly
AGUAAAGGUGAAGAAUGCGAUUAUUAUUAUAUAUGCAUCUGAAACUGAAGAAACAUAUAAAAUGAAGAUCCAGUGCGAGGCAUGCGGGGAAAGGGAAGCAUGUUUCUACUGCGUGGCAGAUGAAGCCGCCCUCUGUUCCCACUGUGAUCAAAGAGUCCACAGUGCCAACAAGCUCUCCAGACUGCAUCAACGCUUCUCCCUCCUCCACCCUUCCCCCAGUCACUCCAAGCCUCCCCUCUGCGACAUCUGCCAGGGGAAGAAUGCUCUGUUUUUCUGCGAGCAGGACAGGGCAAUCCUGUGCAGAGAGUGCGAUGGGGAUAUUCACAGACCCAAUAACGAGAGGACCAGGAAACACAACAGGUUUCUUCUCACUGGGGUCAAGCUCUCUGCAACCCUCUCUUCUUUUUCUUCCUCUUCUUCCUCUGCUGCUGCAAAUCUGAUCAAGUCGUCACAGAACUCGAAACCCAAUAAUAAGCAUAUGAGUGUUCUUCCUCCUCCUCCUCCUCCUCCUCGCGCCAUUGGCAGCUUGAUGACGACUUCGAAUGGCAGUGGAGGAGGGAGUGGGAAGAAGGAGCAAAUGAUGAUGGCGAUUGCACAAGAAGGGGAUGAUGGUUUGAUGGUGUGUGGUGGCAGCCCCAUGUUUGAGUACCUGGAGAUGCUUCCUGGCUACCAUUUGGAGGAACUUCUUCUUGAUCCUGGUUAUGGUUUCUCUCAGAUUGGUGAAGAAGAAGAAGAAGAAGAUGAUGAUGAUGCAUUUUCAUUGUGGGAGUCUAAUUUUGACAGCUUGAGCCCCUUAUCAUCAGAAAGUAGUGUGAUGGGUGAUUGGGCAUCUACCUUUAAGAAGAGACCAAGAACUUGUACAGAUUAGGGCAUGGUCAACUGUCCCCCCAAAAAAAGAUCAAAAACUUAAAAAAAGUGCUUGUAACCUU